AUGGAAGCCGUUGCUACAGCAGGCGUCGAAGUUGUUGUCCAAAACCUGAUCAACUUUCUCAAGGAAGAGUACUCUCUGCUUCGAGGUCUCGAUAAAGAUGCUGAACAGCUGCAGGAGACUUUGAAGAUGAUUCAAGCCUACUUGAGUGAUGCUGAGAAGAAAUCCACCACCGAAGCUGUCAAGAUGUGGUUGAGGAAACUUGAAGCUGUGGCUUUCGAUGCUGAUAAUGUCUUGGAUGAACUCAACUAUCAUUUUCUCUACAAAAAAGCGAGGAAAAUGGACGCACCCAAUCCCAAGCCGAAGAAUAAGGUACUAUCAUGCUUGUCAUCCUGUAGUGGUAGUCGCAUUUCACGUCGCUUUAAAAUGGCUCAUACCAUCAAACAAAUCAAUGCGAAUUUUGAGUCUGUCAACAAAAAGGCAACACAACUUGGCCUUCAAAACAUGCUUGUGAAUGCACCUCCUGUGGCUGUUGAUACUUCUGAUGAGACUGAUUCGUUGAGUCUUGAUCCAAUCUUUAUUGGAAGAGAUGAUGAUGUGCCUAAACUAGUUGACAUGCUCACCCAAACCCACCAAGAGGAACGGAUGUUUUCCAUCGUUGCUCUUGUGGGAAUGGGGGGUAUGGGGAAAACUACGUUGACUAAAAAAGUCUUCAAUCAUGAAAGGGUGAAGGCUCGAUUCGGAUCACUUAUUUGGGUUCAUGUUUCUCAAACCUUUGAUCCAAUCAUUCUUUUCAAAAAAAUCCUUUCAACAUUGCCUUCACAAGGUGGUGAUGAAUGUCAGAGUAAGGAAGCUAUCCUGAGAAAGCUUAAAGAUGCUCUCAAGGAGAAAACAUAUCUUCUUGUUCUUGAUGAUGUAUGGAAUGAAGAUGUUCCAAAGUGGGAAGACUUUAUGAAUUCCAUGUCAGGAGUUACUUCCACCAUGGGAAAUGGCAUUAUCAUCACUACCAGAAGUCAAAAUGUUGCUUCAAUUGUGAGACCACUUGAAUACACUUUAAGUGGCUUAUCAGAUGAUGAUUGCUGGUCCAUAAUCAAAGCAAAAGCUUUUGAUGGAAAUGAAGAAGUUCCACCACAAUUUGAGAUUAUUGGAAAAAAGAUUGCAGAAGCAUGUCGAGGUUUGCCCUUAGCUGCCAAUGUAGUUGGCGGUGUGCUUCGACGGUGUAAGUCCGAAGAAGAGUGGCGCUUAAUCAGUGUAAAUUGUCUUUCAGAUGCUGAAGGUGCUGAAAGAAUAAAAAAAAUACUGAAAUUGAGCUUUGAUUAUUUGCCUUCACCAUCUCUCAAGAAGUGCUUUGCGUAUUGUUCAGUUUUCCCUAAAGGUCACGAAAUUAUGGAAGCAGCAAGUCAUUGA
Molecule: messenger RNA, 1344 nt
Organism: Salvia hispanica
Lineage: Eukaryota; Viridiplantae; Streptophyta; Magnoliopsida; Lamiales; Lamiaceae
Source: RefSeq, a predicted model, not a curated record